CAGAGGGCGUUAAUAAUGCACAAACUCGGAAUCAAAAAAAUUUCCCAUUUUUCGUUGAAGUCCACUUUCUCUCUCCUCACUGAGAGACUCACUCUCUCUCAUUUGGGAAACAAACAGAGUUGCACAGAUACAUAAUCACACACAUCGAACGUUUCCAUCGGAAAAGGAAUCGGCGUCGAGGGUUUCGGCAGAGGCAUGGAACAAGGAGAAGAGGUAAAGAAGAAAGGAGGGGUUCCCCUCGACUUUGAAAAACUGUUUGCUAGUCAGGACGACGACGACGACGUCGAGCCGCCCCUCCCGGAGGUGGCCACCACCAUCGUCGACGACGACGUGGAGCAGAAGCAGAGGGAAGAGCUCCUAAAAAUGAGGGACAGAGAGCUCGAGGAGGCCAUCGCAAAGUUCGGGCGCACGCUGAAAGCGGUUGGUCUCAAUUUGCCCGACGGCGGGGUGAAGAUGAGGGCCAACAUCAACCGCUAUCAGGACGAGUUAGACCGCCGGAGAUUGCGUCGCCUGGAAAAGGAUGAUGAUGGAUGUGAAAAAAUCACGGAAUCCAACGGCCCAAAUGUUACCAGUGCAUCAGAUGGUGUUAGGCAAGAGGCUUCUCUUCCAUCUUCGCAGUCUCUAUUCACUGCUCGUUUCUCCAAAAAGUUGGACAGAAAAAACCAGACAAAUAGUAGAACGGUGAAUGCCUUUGAAAGCGAGCUUUCAGUUUUGGGACGAUGUGACCGCGGGAAAAUACAAUAUAAGGGGAAGCCAAUGACUACACUAUCUUCACGGCAAUCACCUUUUCAAUGCCCUACCAACCAGUCUGUGGAUGGAGAUAAACGCGUACGCUUGAAUUAUCUUCAAAAUGGUGGACAUUUUUCAACUGGUUCCCCUCGUAUUUCGGAGGGGAAAGUAUCCAGCUUUGUGUCUAAGAAGAGGAAGCCGUCUCAAGUCAUGUCUUCAAAUAACGUGAGGCCUAGGAAUGGAAAAACUGUAGUUCUAGUAGAUGAGGAGGAGCCUGAACUAUCUGAGUCCGUGGAGCUGGCAGAUGAACCAGAUGAAUGCAUCAUGAAAGACUCUAAGAUCUACUAUCCUUCAAGUGAUGAUCCAGAGUCGAUAGAAAUUUGUUACUCAGAUAUGGAAUGCCUUAAUCCACAAGCCUAUUUGUCAUCAACAAUUAUGAAUUUCUACAUUCGGUAUCUGCAGCGGAAUUCUCCAACUAGGGCAAGACGUGAUUAUCAUUUUUUCAACACGUACUUCUACAACAAACUGAAAGAGGCGGUAUUGAAAAAGAAUGACCAGCAAAGUUAUUUUAUCAAGUUCAGGAGGUGGUGGAAAGGUGUCGAUAUUUUUCAUAAAGCAUAUAUACUUCUUCCAAUACAUGAAACUGUUCAUUGGAGCUUGGUGAUUAUUUGCAUCCCAGACAAGGAAGAUGAAUCAGGACCCAUCCUACUUCAUUUGGACUCGCUUGGACUUCACUCUAGUAACCUAAUUUUUGACAAGAUUAGAAGUUUUUUGAAAGAAGAGUGGAAUUAUUUGAACGGAGAAGAGGCUCCUUCAGAUCUUCCAAUUGCAGACAGAAUAUGGAAAAAUCUCCCUCGUAGAAUUGAGGGAAAAACAAUUUCGGUACCACAACAGAAAAACGACUAUGACUGUGGUCUAUUUGUUCUUUACUUCAUGGAACGUUUCAUCGAUGUGGCUCCUCGAAGGCUGAAAAAGAAGGAUUUAGCAAUGUUUAGUAACAAGUGGUUCAAACCUGAAGAAGCCUCUAGUUUGAGAAAGAAAGUCCGGAAGUUACUCUUGGAUGAAUUCCGGAAUGCAACAAGACAGAAUUGUGUUUCGGAUCAGGACCCUUCUUCCGUGGGUCCGCAAGAAGAAAGGUUGCAGACAAUAGAUUGCUGAUGUAGGUUGGUCCAAAAUUUGGAGUUCAGUGCUCCAUCAGCUGUAUAGCUCUUUUAGAUACUGGGAAUACGUUGUGGCACUUUCACUCGUUCAAGAAUUGACGGUGAAUUGGCCGUGCAAGAAAAUUUUUGGAAUCACUUACAAGUAGUGGCCCUGAAUGCCUAUCCAAAAAAAAAAUAGUAGUGGCCCUGAAAUUGGAUGCUCAUCUGGCUGGUGAACAUAUUGUCGAUGUCAUCUCAUACCGUCUGAUGAGGUUUAUAGGCACUUUAGAAACCGCUUCAUGAAAUGUAUAGGAGGAAGACAAGGGGUCACUGAAUACAGCUUUUUCCCUUCAUGUUUUGUCAUGCCUUACUUCUUUGACGAAGUGUUUUUGUAAAUGACGGUGAAAGGAGAAAAUGUCAAAACUCUACGUGCUUAAGAAAAUCUCCAAUUCUGAAUUCAGGAUUCUGUGGGGGUGAUGGCUGCAGUUUGUUUUCCAUUAUCAGUAUUUGGAUCAAAACUGCUCAUUACUUUGACAGUCAUGGAAGCAGAUUUUCUGUUUGCUGUUGCCUGAAAUAUAACAAACUGGAGAUGCUUUUGUUUCCCAGAUACACUUCUCUAUAAUGUGAUUACACAAAGGUGGGAGGUGCUUUGAUUCCAAUUUCCUUUUGGCUGCGUUUGAAUCAUAGAUUUGUAGAAGGAUUUGCCAAGGGGCCGGAAGCUGUCAUUUCUCUUCAUUAUCUUGUCAUCAUUUUUUUUCCCCGGUUACGUUUUGAUUUCCCUCCUCAGAUUCUCCACUAAUCCAUGAUUGUAAAUAGGUUUUUUCUGACUGAAGGACUUGGACGCGUGUAAAUAUCAUUGACAUUUUGGAAUAUAUGCCCUUUGAUUUC
Molecule: messenger RNA, 2756 nt
Organism: Rhododendron vialii
Lineage: Eukaryota; Viridiplantae; Streptophyta; Magnoliopsida; Ericales; Ericaceae
Product: ubiquitin-like-specific protease 1D
Exons: 14
Coding region: 196-1887 (563 amino acids)
Biological process (GO): proteolysis
Molecular function (GO): cysteine-type peptidase activity
Source: RefSeq, a predicted model, not a curated record